Molecule: messenger RNA, 4954 nt
Organism: Rhagoletis pomonella (apple maggot)
Lineage: Eukaryota; Metazoa; Arthropoda; Insecta; Diptera; Tephritidae
Gene: Rbp
Product: RIMS-binding protein 2
Biological process (GO): neuromuscular synaptic transmission
Molecular function (GO): protein binding
Source: RefSeq, a predicted model, not a curated record
CAGUACAAGGCAGACUAGCUGUGCCAGUAGAUUUUAGCUACUCGCUGCUAAAAGCCAAAACCCAAAGCAACUCGACUGACUCGUGUGAAGCAAGAAAAUCGAACCGCACGAUGAACGGCCGAGGAUGAUGACCCACUUUUCAAAAUUUUCGCAUUAAGAAACAGCAAAAAUUACGAUUGAGUUCGAAUAAAAUUAGUGUUUAAAAAGAUGUGCAAAUAUUUACAAACGUGCAUUCAAAAAAGUGAAUAAAGCAACACAGAAUUAGUAAUUAAAAGCAGUUAAAUAAGCGAAUGACAGUCGUGGAAAAAGAUCGAAAGCAGCGAAAGGGAGGAAGGUGACGAGAGUGUAGCCACGAGCAUAGGAAAAUUCAUUGGCAGAAAAAUUCGCUCUAUAUUAUAAAACACCCCGCAACUCCGCACUGUGCACGAGUAGGCGUAGCAGCAGCAAAGCUGAGCAGCGCCAAUGGAGCUCCAGCGGAUCGCUAGCAGAGACUAUACAGAAAACUGCUGGCACGAAGUUGUGUAAAAAUCGUUCGCAAGCUGGACUGCUUGGUUGCGCGAGUGAAAAUGUGCUAAAAAAUUGUGUGUUUCUAGAAAAACGGUUGAAUAAAAAUGCUAGAAAUAUUAAGAAAUAAUUAGAUAGCAAAAAAGUGUAGAAUGUAGCGAAAAUCCAUAAAAUGGUCGCGUAAUAAAGUUACAAAUUCGUUUUUUUUUUCUAUGGUACACACAAAGCGAGCGAGUUGGCGAGAAAAGUAGAGCAAAAAUCUAAUCAACAUGCGCACAUGCACAUGUACAUACAUAUAAGCAGAUAAUGGAAUUUUAAUAUAAAUAACCAAAAAUAUUCAUAAAUCACAAGUCCUGAAAAAAAUUGAUUCUACCGAUUGUAAAAAGGGAAAUUGCAACCACUGAAAUUAUUAAUAAACGAAGGGAAGUUAAACUUUCCAAACGCCAAACCAAAAAAAGCAUAUCGAUACGAAAAGUGGUAGGAAGUGGAAGUUAAGGGUCAGCAGAUGGCAGUUGGCAGUUUUGGCCAGCGAAUUCAAAAAAUUGCACGCACGCAUACCGAUACAAACGUACACACACACAUUGUGACAUCCAUACGCACGUACGCUCCCCGAGACAGUGAAAAUACAUACAUACAAAUGUACAUACACGCGUGUGAGCUGGCGACGCACAGCUGGAUGAACACGGCGUAAACGACGGCAACGGGGAUUUGGCUGCUUGAGUUGACGUUCGCACGCUAACAUAUUUACACAUUCACACGCUCCAAGGCACCAUAUAAAUAUACAGACAUACGUAUGUACGCACGUACGUAUUUGUAGGCGCGCGCUCGUGUACACUCGGCUGCACUGCUAUUCUUCUGCUGGUUCACUGCAUCUGUGGGCCGUGUGACUGGCGACUCGCGUAAAGGCUUCGAAUACAUACGCCGAGUGGCGGGCGGCAGUGGCAGCAAUAAAAACAAUAGCAGUGGCAUUUACGGCAGCAACACCAAAAACAACUACUAAAGUGUCAGGAUCUACAGCAACAACAGCAGCAGCCUGGCAAACUAAAUCACGAGUAGCGGAAAAAAUCCAAAAUAUCAACAAAAACAACACGUACAUUUCAAGCAAAAUUUAAUAACCGCGAAAUCGUAAAAAUUCGCCAAAAUGCCAUACGAAUCCAUGCACCACCACCACCACCAGUCAUCAGCGUCCAACGGCAUGCUGGAUUCGUUGAGCAUGCAGCUGCGGGAUGCGGAGAUGCGGCGUACCGAAAUUGAGCGCGCACACCAGAGCACAACUAUGCCCAUCUUGUCGCUGAACGCGCAUAACAUACCGACCGGCACCAGCAGCUACUCGGCCUUGGGGCUAAGUGGUACCGGCGGGGUGCCACCGCUUGGUUCGUCGCUGACUCACCCCACCUUGGGCAAUAUGCUCGAUACGAGCACCUUAUUGGGCACUACCGGCUUGUCGGGUCUGAGUGGUGUGACGGGCGCGUCCUCGUUGUACGGAUUGGGCGCUGGCACCGGCAUUGGCGGUUUGAGUGGUCUGUCAGCUGGAUUGCCCAAUUCAUAUCCCCCACCGUUCAUUGAUGUGGGCUCGAGCGCCUCAUAUCCCUACUCAUCGGCUGCACUGCGUACCGCUACAAAGAUGAAAAUGCUCGACGAAAUCGAUAUACCGUUGACGCGUUAUGGCAAUCGUAGCUCACCAUGUUCGCCGAUACCGCCUAGCACGUGGGGCCUGGAUGAGUUCACGGACAGCCUGAGUGCAUCAAUGUUGCACAAUCGUGGCAAUUUGGCUUUGGGCGCCUUGGAUUUAGAAACGCGGAAUCACAACUUAAAUGGCGUGAGUGAACCACAGGUGGACAUGUUGGACAUACCUGGCAAGGGACGGUGCUGUGUCUUCAUAGCGCGCUUUCCUUACGAUCCACCAGAGGAAGCUGAAGGUGAGCUAUCACUAUGCGCCGGCGAUUAUUUACUCGUAUGGACUAGCGGCGAACCACAAGGCGGUUACUUGGAUGCUGAAUUGUUGGAUGGUAGGCGUGGUCUAGUGCCUGCGUCCUUUGUGCAGCGUUUAAUAGGUGACGAUCUCUUGGAAUUCCAUCAGGCAGUUCUAUCGACACUCCGCGACGCCGAGGAUGGUUCUAUGCAAUGUGAUACCACAUCGUUGCCAUCGCUGCCGCCACACAAUCCUUUGCUCACACACACCCAGGAGGACUUGGCGCGAUUGAGUGAGACGCACACCGAUUUGGAGCACGAUCAGGAUGAUAUCAGUGAUAAUGUUCCAGCACCUAAGCACUUAACGCUCGAAAGACAGCUGAAUAAAAGUGUGCUCAUCGGCUGGUCACCACCAGAACCGGUUGGUUACAAUCUCAUUGACAGCUAUCAUGUCUACGUGGAUGGCGUACUGAAAGUAACGGUAAAGGCAAACGAGCGAACACGAGCGCUCAUCGAGGGCGUGGACUCGAAUAGGCCGCAUCGCAUCAGCGUCCGUAGUGUUACACAAAAUCGUCAGACAUCACGUGAUGCCGCUUGUACUAUGAUAAUCGGACGCGAUACCUCGCAUUUGGGUCCAUCAGCGGUACGCGCUUCACAUAUAACGUGUUCAUCGGCUGUAAUUUCAUGGCUGCCGGCUAACUCUAAUCAUCAACACGUGGUGUGCGUGAAUAAUGUUGAAGUGCGCACAGUGAAGCCAGGCGUCUAUCGGCACACCAUUACCGGGCUGGCCCCGAGCACACAAUAUCGGGUCACUGUACGCGCUAAGCACUUACGCGCACCAGGUGGACAACAAACACCAGGACGUCCGCAAGAGGAAGCACCGGGUGCGUAUGCCGAUUUCCGCACGUUGACUAAGGGUUUGCCCGAUCCGCCACAGGAUAUCCAACUUGAGGCUGGUCCUCAAGAUGGUACCAUUCUGGUGACAUGGCAGCCGGUUAACCGGCCAACUUCUUCUGGCCCCGUAACCGGCUAUGCUGUGUACGCCGAUGGUAAAAAAGUGACGGACAUUAAUUCACCAACUGGGGAUCAUGCGCUCAUCGAUAUCGGCAAAUUGGGCGUAUUUAAUCCACGUGCGGUCACCAUACGCACCAAAUCGCGGGACGCACAAUCGGCUGAUAGUGCGCCGAUACUAAUACCAAAUAAUGUGCGCAGCGCCGUUGGCCGACGGGGACCUCAACAAAUGGGCAUGGGUCCACAACAAAUGCAACCUGGACAACAUGGCAUGCCCGGUCAAAUGGGUAUGCCAGGCCAACCACAUCAGCAGCAGCAACAGCAUAUGAUGGGCCAAGAUCCACAUCAGUACGAUCCAAAUCAGCCAAUGCAACCGGGACAACAACAACAACAGCCCGGACAGCAACAGCCAGGGCAACCGGGACAACAGCCUGACGGAAGCCAUGGCUUAUUAGGUGGGCUGCUUGGUGGCCUUUUCUCAAAACCCACUACUACUCAGAGUCAAGUGAAUCAGAAUAUCAAUGGCUACCAACCUGGAACAGGUCCACGCCCAAUGAUGCAAGGCCGACCUACCGGUCCACAAAUGAUGGGCGGACAGCAGCCAGGCCAGCAGCCGUACGGUCCACAAGGUCAAAUGGGCACACAACGUUUUCCCGGGCAGCGAGGGCCAGCGCCGGGUCAAAUGCAGGGCCAGAUGCAAGGCCAAAUGCCCGGCCAAAUGCAGGGUCAGAUGCAGGGUCAGAUACAGGGCCAGAUGCAAGGUCAGAUGCCCGGCCAAGUUCCGGGUCAAAUGGGCGCUCAAAUGACCCCCGGACAAAUGCAGGGUCAAAUGCAAGGUGCUAUGGGUCCGCGUGGCCCUCUCAAUCCACAACAACAAAUGCAACAACAGGCGCAAAUGGGCAUGGGUCCCGGGCAGCAGCCACUAACCCAACAACAACAACAGCAACAACAUUUGGCGGCACAAAAGAAGCCGCGCUAUUUCGUUGCUAUGUUCGACUAUGAUCCAAGCACAAUGAGUCCUAAUCCAGAUGGAUGCGACGAAGAACUGCCAUUCCAAGAAGGUGAUACAAUUAAGGUUUAUGGCGACAAGGACGCCGAUGGCUUUUACUGGGGUGAAUUGCGCGGUCGUCGCGGUUACGUGCCUCACAAUAUGGUUACCGAGGUGGACGAUGGCACCGGCGGUAUGGGUCCAAUGCCGGGCGGUCCACCGCAGCCUGGUGGCCCGGGUCAAGUGAUGCCCGGCCAGGGUGGUCCACAGCAAAGUAUGCGCAAUGUGAGUCGUGAUCGUUGGGGCGACAUCUAUGCCAACAUGCCGGUGAAACGCAUGAUCGCACUGUAUGACUACGAUCCGCAAGAGUUGAGUCCGAAUGUGGACGCCGAGGUGAGUGAGGCGCAUUUAUAAAGAAGUUACAGUAUUUCUACCCUAUGAUGUAUUAAAUGCGAUUUGAUAUUAUUCAGCGUAAGGAAGCCAGUUCCGGUUUCUUAGGUGGUUUCAUAGAUGACCUCUUUGGUACAACCCCAACAACCA